Dibothriocephalus latus is the source of this 294-nucleotide messenger RNA. The record is from the annotation of a GenBank genome assembly. Lineage: Eukaryota; Metazoa; Platyhelminthes; Cestoda; Diphyllobothriidea; Diphyllobothriidae.
AUGAUCACCUCGUGCAUGAAAGAGCGUCUGCCAGAAAUAGAAGCCUGGCGUAAGCGUAAACAGACUGCUGAGAGUAUCGAAGGAGAAGCGGAGAAGGAGGAAGAAGAGGAAGGAGGUGAUGACGAUAACUCGAGGCGCAACGGUCAUCUGAGGCUAGGUAACGGACUGUCAGCAGCCGAGGAGUUAGUCUCCCUGAAACUCGCCCUGACGAGGUUACAAGCUGCAUCACUUAUGGGUAAGUCGGACGUUUUUGAGCGAAGCAAACUCUGUACACUUUGUUUACGCAUGGUCUAA